Molecule: messenger RNA, 445 nt
Organism: Panicum virgatum (switchgrass)
Lineage: Eukaryota; Viridiplantae; Streptophyta; Magnoliopsida; Poales; Poaceae
Exons: 1
Coding region: 199-396 (65 amino acids)
Source: RefSeq, a predicted model, not a curated record
GAGCGGCCGGGCACGGACGCCCAGACCAGACCGGACGACCCGACCGCUCCCCAGUUCCCGUCCCGAGCGAACCCAAGCCAAAAGGCAAAAGCUUCUCGCCUUUUCGCGUGCGCCCCGGCUGCGGCUCUCCCCCUUCAUCCCCGCGCGUGGCGGGAGGAGAGGACCGGAGGAGGAACAGCGCGAGGGCGGGCGGGGAAGAUGUGCUGCUGCCCGAGCAAGGCGUGCUGCAUCUGCACGCUCAUCGUGCUGGUGCUGGUCGCCGUCGGCCUCGUCUUCGGCUUCGGCAUCUACACCCGCGGUUUCCACAAGCUCUCCAGCAACAUCCACCUCGACGACCGCCACCCCGGCGGCUCCUUCCGCGCCUACGGCCACCUCGCCCCGCCGCCGCCGUACUGAGCGCCCCGCCUCCCCGAGAUCUACUCGCUAGGGCUUGCUCGCUCGCCGG